Molecule: messenger RNA, 2934 nt
Organism: Physcomitrium patens
Lineage: Eukaryota; Viridiplantae; Streptophyta; Bryopsida; Funariales; Funariaceae
Product: vacuole membrane protein KMS1
Source: RefSeq, a predicted model, not a curated record
CCCGAUUCAUCGCAUGCGACCAUCCAUGCCACUCUGGUCGAAUCGGCAAUCGCGGUACCCAGAGGGUUCGGGAAACCUCAAAAUGAGAGUUGCCCAAGUUGCUUGCAAAAGCAGUCGUUGCCCGCCCCAUUCAUCACACACCACGCCGCAUUGGCUGACAUGAUCACAGUCUGGCGUUGUUUACCUGCCUCUCAAAGGGGAUGUGGACGAGGUUCCGGGUGGUCGUGGGUGCAAUGACUUGCGUGGCGUAGUGGUGUGCACUUUGCUCGUGGCAUCCUUGGAUUCGGAUUUUGGUUUUGCAAGCGUAGUAGUCUGUACUUGUGGGUUUUACGUUGCGGGGGUGGAUGAGUCAUUUGGCUCGCUUCACUGAAAGGUAGCUUGGGAUGGUCGGAGCUUGUAGGAGAGUUUUUGACGGUUUAUUUUUUAAUCUGCCCGGCAUUUUUUAAUAGAAGGGGUGCUUGCCUGAGUGUUGUAAUGGUUGUUGUGAGUGGAGUGGCUGAGAGGAUUCUUGGUUGUUUUGGGUCGUCGUGACGGGGAUGAGAAAUUGUGGUUUAAGCCGCAGCUGACGUAAGGGAGGAGUUUCUGAAAAAUACUGUAUUGAUCUCGAUUUGAAAGGUUUCACGCAUCUCUUAAAAUAAGAACGACCGUGUUGAGGUGCUCUUAUUGAAGCCCGUGGGAUCAAGGUUUAGGGUUACGGGGGUGCGGACUGCGGGGUGAUUGAUUUUCGUGGUACUCUGUAGAUUUCAUUUCGGUGUCGAAUAUUGUGGUAAUCUGGAGGCCAAGAUGAGAUGUUUUAGCCGAGUUUGAUCUCACACUGAGAUCUUGUGAGAAUUAUGUCACACUUCUGAUUGAAUUGAGUUCUCAUGCACAAGCCUGGGCGUAAUUCGGAUUUGCAUUCCUAGCGAGGUGGGGGGUGAAAGUACACGCUGAGACGGAUCUUGCAUGUUGAGGAGUUACGGGAACAUAGUUGAGAUAUAGUGAAAGGUUCCGUGAUUUGUUCUCUUUCGGGGUGUGAAAUUUCUUCAUAGGAUUAUUGAAGAAGUGAACAUACUUUUGAGUUACAGCACCCCAGCGGUCUUUCAUGGGGAUUAAAGUCAACAAAAACACGGACGCUAUGCAACUAGACAACAGUGAGGCGGCUGAAUCUGAUGCCAAUCGUAUUCCUUACCAAAACGUAGUCAACUCAGAUUCCCCUGUAGCUCUACCCAAUGCCUUGGAAAAAAUUAUGCAGCUGCCGCAAGUCUCGGAGCUGAAGCGGACCCACACAUUGCAACGAGAGAAAUUAGGUCUCUCUAAGCAACCAAUUGAGACCACGAGAUUCGCUGUUCUCUCCUUAUUGAAUCAAUGGAGACUUCUGUGGAUCCAUGUGCUUAGCCACCAUCUUCGCUUUGUAGCUGCAGGGUUUAUCUCGAUUGCAAUUAUCAUUGCAUUGGUCAUUGUUGAUGGUCCGCACGAAUACUACGUGAGAAAGGCAAUUGCGUACGCCAGAUUUGUCGUCUGGUGGAUAGGUCUCGGAGUUGCGUCGUCAAUAGGCUUCGGAUCCGGCCUCCAUACGUUUGUCUUGUACCUUGGCCCGCACAUCGCCACGUUUGCAAUGAAGGCUGCGCAAUGCGGUCGCGUGGAUUUCAAAACCGUGCCUUACGACACACCGCAGUGGGGAUUUCCGGCUUCCUGGCAACACAAGGAAUGCUCCGACUUGGGUGAGCCUAUGUUUCCCCGUCUCUCAACAAAUGGGUUGGAGGUUUACGUGAUCCCAAUUUUCCAGAUGCUGGUCCAAGUGCAACUGGAAGCCAUCUUGUGGGGGAUGGGUACUGCUAUUGGCGAGCUGCCGCCCUACUUCGUCUCACGCGCUGCAAGGCUAUCUGGGGAGAAAGUAAAGGAGCUUGAAGAGCUUGUUAACAUGCCGCAAGAGCAGGACCAUCAGAGCAUCUUCAAUCGCUUCAAAGUAUGGGGUCUUAAGAGAUUCUCGGAGCUAGGAUUUUUUGCAAUCCUCACCUUCGCAUCUGUUCCGAACCCUCUCUUCGACCUCGCAGGACUGAUGUGCGGCCACUUCCUGGUCCCGUUUUGGAAAUUCUUCAUGGCCACUUUCAUAGGAAAAGCCAUAAUUAAGACACAUAUCCAGACGGUCGUAGUGAUUCUGGCGUGCAACCCCCACGUUCUAGAAGCACUGGAGGCAGGACUAGCUUGGGUUAUUGGUCAAUUUCCAUUCUUGAGCAGUCAUUAUCCGCGCAUCAUGGCUGCUGUGGGCACAGCCAAGGAAAAAUUCUCCCGUUACAAUGUGGGCGAUGCCGAGGCGGCCAAGGCGGGUUUCAAUUUCGGCUUUUUGUGGAAUACUGUUGUGCAGCUGAUGAUGGCGGGUUUUGUUGCGUCAAUCAUCACAGCCACUGCACAGGGAUAUUUGAUGGAGCGGCAGAAACAUGAGGUGACAGCUCUCGUUGAGAGACUGAAUAGCAAGAUGGACGAAGACUUGGACAGAUGAUGACUUCGUGUAACCCAUAGGCUAGAGAAGUUUGUACAGAUUCCAAGCCAAGACCUUCUUAUAGUCGCGACUGUGCUCUUGACAAUGGCUGCUAGAGUUCUUUUGCAGAGUCACAGUUCAUUCAUCCGAGAGGAAAAUACCUCUUGAAAGUAGGAUCAAAUUGAUCCUUCCAUUUCUUUGGUUGGUAAUUUGGUAGACAGGUUAAUUUGGCGAGAUGUGCCGCAUUUUCUUUAAUGACUUCUCUGGCUAGGAUGAUUGUCUUCGAUCUCUUUACUUGAGGUGAUAGCUAGUUGCAAUGCCCAGUUGGAGAUCAUUUUUAUAUUUAAAACACUAGGAACGGAACGUCUUUCAAUUGUUCAUUGCCGUGGCUUCAAUUGUUGCUUUCAUCCUUAAUUGUUGGUGAAGCAAGGGCUCAUGGUUCAGAGAGUAGGAUUGAUUUGGGGUUUCUACCUGCA